Messenger RNA from Rosa rugosa (rugosa rose), 1635 nucleotides. Its product is annotated as protein MRG2-like. Gene Ontology annotation, cellular component: nucleus; histone acetyltransferase complex. The transcript is spliced from 5 exons. Gene Ontology annotation, biological process: regulation of DNA-templated transcription; chromatin organization. Bases 945 to 1331 code for a protein of 128 amino acids. NCBI's taxonomy places the organism in Eukaryota, Viridiplantae, Streptophyta, Magnoliopsida, Rosales, Rosaceae. The record is from RefSeq and is a predicted model, not a curated record.
UCCCUCUGAUCUCUUGGCCACCUGCAAACCAGAAACAAAGUAACUUGAAUUCUUUGCUCAUUCUAAGCACUACAAAAGUACAAAUUCCCUCCCCAAGAAUGGGUGAUUCUUUGUCUAUCCCUCUCCCUUAUUCACUUCAAAUUCUUUUAGAUCCGGAAGGAGCAGUGCUUCGAUUUGACGGGCGAAGACUCUGGUGUACAAGGCCAUGGGCAAACCCACGCCUUUCAUGUGCCUCUCGUCAUGAAAUCUGAGAUAGAAGCACGAGAGACAGAGAGGGCUAUUCAAAAAGAUGUUCUAUUCUACUGCAUUUGAGAUUGAGACUUGCGAGUUUGUUCUGUUUUUUGUGUCUCAGAGACAUCAAUUGAGCAAUAACUGAGGUCGAAGAAGGGCGAAAUGGCAAUAGCAGCCCCUAUGGAGGAACCCAAAACUUCCAUAAACCCCUUCGGCAUGUGAAAUACUCUAACUGUGCUGCAAAGCACAGUACUCGACCACUUUGACAGCUUCGGGUUCGAACCUAGGUUAGGGAGCACACCCAACUAGGCAAGAACCACUAGGCCACUUGCACUUGCAGUAGUUACAGUCCAAGUUCAUGGCUUGGAUAAAACCCCAAGCUCUGCUACUUCAGAGCAAGAAGAAAAAGGAGCCGACUCGAACCAUAAUUAUGUGCAAUCUAAUUAUCGCUUUGAUUGCCUUGUCAUUGGUCGCCACUUAAGUCUAUUGGUCUAGAAGGUGAUCGAAAUUACUGUUCAAUCGUUACCUUCAAUUUCUCCGUAAUUCAUUGAGAUUGAUAAUUUCAGCUACUGAAAAUUGGUUGUGGUUACUAAUUUAGGUCACUGGGUCUGACUUUUCUGCUGCAGAGGUAAUUAGCCUUUCUUGUUGCGAUAGUUGUGAGUAAAUUUGUGCGGUUUGACUGAGUUUAUUGAUUUGUGUUCCCCAGAAAAUGGAUGCGUUUUCGAAGAAGGAUGAUCUUUCUGGUUAUGCUGAAAGCUCAUUCAGUUGAAGAAAUUCUGAAAGGACUCUGUUGCUACUUUGACAAAGCAUUGCCAGUUAUCCUUCUUUACAAAUAUUAUGAUCGUCCGCAGUUUGAGAAAGCAAUUGCAGAUAAUGUCUCUCCUUCAUCUGUAUACGGUGCUGAGCAUCUAUUACGCCUCUUUGUUAAACUGCCCGAGCUAUUGGUUGAGGCUAACAUUGAAGAGGAGACUUUGAAAGAGCUGCUGCAAAGAUUGGCCGACUUUCUCAAGUUCCUACAUAAGAACCAGAGUGCAUUCUUCCUCUCUUCCUACCAUGUACCAGAAGAUACUGAAAUCAGCACCAACAAACAAGAUGACUAAGCAGGGACAUAUUUGCAACAAUUCGUACAUGAUACUGUAGAACUACAGCUGUUGUGUGAUAUCUUGGCACCGAUUUGAACUUUUUCCGAGCUCCAAAAGCAGGUGACCGUUAAUGUGCUUGUAUUCGCCGUAUAAUGUAUUGCAAUUGAUUGCGCAUGUAACAUGUGUUUUCAACAUAUACCGUAUGCCUUGUAAAACUUCUCUAGUAAAAUAUGACCGAUGGUGGAGGUUUUACCUUUUGUUCUAGUUUUAAGUUGCAACAAUCUUUGACUAUCAGUUAAGAUGGGAACAAAGUUACAGACAA